AUGAGUGAGAUCAGUGAGAAGCUGAAGGGAUUGAAGUUUAUGCAAAAAGCGCAUAAAAAAAAGGAUGAGGAGCGUGAGAUUUCGUUUUCAACGCACUUUUGCAAGGGAGGAGUCUUGAGCUAUAAUGGAAGCAAGCAGAAGAUGAGUGAUGGUGAUGGACAGAAGAAACCAAAGAAUCAUUGA
Messenger RNA from Ordospora colligata OC4, 183 nucleotides. RefSeq lists its product as uncharacterized. NCBI's taxonomy places the organism in Eukaryota, Fungi, Microsporidia, Ordosporidae. The coding region runs from base 1 to 183 and encodes 60 amino acids. The record is from RefSeq and is a predicted model, not a curated record. The transcript has a single exon.